CGGGGCCCGGGGCGGCUUCCCGAGGAAGGGGGAUGGGGUGGCAGGAGGCGGGGCGGACCCGGGCCGGUAGGGCGGGGUCACGCUCGGGCUGCGCGCCCGCUCUGCCCAGUCCGGCCCGGCCCGGCCCGGCCCACCCCCGCUGUCCCCCGCGGAGCCUCGGCCGGGGCGCAGCGCCGGGCCCUGACGUCUGCAGCGCCCGGGCCGCCAGCCCUCUUGCUCCGCUCCCGGCCGCAGGUCGUGUUCGGGCGCUGCGGCUCCUGCGCGCCUCAGACAGUGACUACUGCAGUAGGAGCGAGGCCGCCAGAGCCCAGGGAGCCCUGCAGGCCUCUGGGGCAGCGCCGGGUGUCGCGGUGUUUGCACGGGAGUGGGCAUGUAGACAGCGGGCAACCCAGGAGCAGACCGGCUAGCUCAGCCCGCUCGCCGCGGUCCCGUCGGAGGUGCUAACUGUGCGUGUUGGCAUCUCCCAGGCGCCAGAGGGUUGGAUGGCUCAGGGCUUGCGCUGAAGCUCAGCGAGGCUAGAGGCCGGUCCCCACGUCUCCAGGCAUCAGGGCUGCCCACCAGUGUCCAGGCGGGCAGGGGGGGCGACUGGACGGCCAGACAGACUUGCUUCGCUGGCUGCCUGUUUGGUUGCUGCGUUCUGUGUCGGCAUGGUUGCUAGUUUCCAACAGGAAAUCUUGGAGACUGUCAAAUUUGUGACCCAAGAAGUAGCAGCUAAAGGUCUGGGAUGCUGACUCGAGGCUGGUUCGUGUUCUAAGGUCCCGUUCCCUGGCGAUCCAGUGUCGUCUUUCCAGGACUGCACCCUCUUUCUGCCCCUGCUCACCACAGGGCGGCACCUCAUAGUGGCUGGAGAGGACUUUCCAAAGGGGCAUCCCACCCUUCCUCGAAGACAGGUGCCAUUUGAGCCUCUGUGGCCCGUGUCCCCUUCCACCAGCCGGUGGCCAGUUGAGCCUCCUUAGGUCCCGGAGCAGUCGUGCCCACCAUGGACCCAGACCCCCAGGCAGGCGUGCAGGUGGGCAUGCGUGUGGUGCGCGGCGUGGACUGGAAGUGGGGCCAGCAGGAUGGCGGCGAGGGCGGCGUGGGCACUGUGGUGGAGCUCGGCCGCCACGGAAGCCCCUCGACCCCUGACCGCACGGUAGUCGUGCAGUGGGACCACGGCACCCGCACCAACUACCGCGCAGGCUACCAGGGCGCGCACGACCUGCUGCUCUACGACAACGCCCAGAUCGGCGUCCGCCACCCCAACAUUGUCUGUGACUGCUGCAAGAAGCAUGGCCUGCGGGGUAUGCGCUGGAAGUGCCGCGUCUGCUUCGACUACGACCUGUGCACGCAGUGCUACAUGCACGGCAAGCACGACCUCACCCACGCCUUCGAGCGCUACGAGACGGCCCACUCGCGCCCGGUCACGCUGAGUCCCCGCCAGGGCCUCCCCAGGAUCCCGCUGAGGGGCAUCUUCCAGGGGGCGAAGGUGGUACGGGGUCCUGACUGGGAGUGGGGCUCGCAGGACGGCGGGGAAGGGAAGCCAGGCCGAGUGGUGGACAUCCGUGGCUGGGAUGUGGAGACAGGCCGGAGCGUGGCCAGUGUGACGUGGGCAGAUGGCACCACCAAUGUGUACCGAGUGGGCCACAAGGGCAAGGUGGACCUCAAGUGUGUAGGCGAGGCGGCCGGUGGCUUCUACUACAAGGAGCACCUGCCAAGGCUCGGCAAGCCGGCAGAGCUGCAGCGCAGGGUGAGUGCUGAUGGCCAGCCUUUCCAGCACGGGGACAAGGUUAAGUGUCUGCUGGACACAGACAUCCUGAGGGAGAUGCAGGAAGGCCACGGCGGGUGGAACCCCAGGAUGGCGGAGUUUAUCGGACAGACGGGCACCGUGCACCGCAUCACGGAGCGUGGGGAUGUGCGCGUGCAGUUCGGCCAUGAGACCCGCUGGACCUUCCACCCUGGGGCUCUCACCAAGCACAACGCCUUCUGGGUGGGUGACGUGGUGCGGGUCAUUGACGACCUUGACACGGUGAAGCGGCUACAAGCUGGGCACGGCGAGUGGACAGAUGACAUGGCCCCUGCCCUGGGCCGCGUCGGGAAGGUGGUAAAAGUUUUCAGAGACGGUAACCUGCGUGUGGCAGUCGGCGGUCAGCUGUGGACCUUCAGCCCCUCCUGCCUGGUGGCCUACCGCCCUGAGGAAGAUGCCAACCUGGACGUCGCAGAGCGUGCCAGGGAGAACAAAAGCUCCCUGAGCGUUGCCCUGGACAAGCUUCGAGCCCAGAAGAGCGACCUUGAGCAUCCAGGGAGACUGGUGGUGGAGGUGGCCCUAGGCAGUAUGGCCGGGGCUCUGGACCUGCUGAGGAGGCACCCAGAGCAGGUGGACGCCAAGAACCAGGGCAGGACCGCCCUGCAGGUGGCUGCCUACCUGGGCCAGGUGGAGCUGGUGCGGCUGCUGCUGCAGGCACGGGCGGGCGCAGACCUGCCGGACGAUGAGGGCAACACGGCGCUGCACUACGCGGCCCUGGGGAACCAGCCCGAGGCUGCCCGGGUGCUCCUGAGCUCCGGGUGCGGGGCCAAUGCCCUUAACGGCACCCGGAGCGCAGCGCUGCAUGUGGCCGUGCGGAGGGGCUUUCUGGAGGUGGUGAGGGUCCUGUGUGAGCGCGGCUGUGACGUCAAUCUGCCUGACGCCCAUGCGGACACACCCCUGCACUGUGCCAUCUCGGCGGGCGCCGGCGCCAGCGGCAUCGUGGAGGUCCUCACUGAGGUGCCGGGCAUCGACGUCACUGCCACCAACAGCCAGGGCUUCACCCUGCUGCACCACGCGGCCCUCAAGGGCCACACACUAGCUGUCAGGAAGAUCCUAGCUCGGGCACGUCAGCUGGUGGAUGCCAAGAAAGAGGACGGCUUCACGGCCUUGCACCUGGCCGCCCUCAACAACCACCGGGAGGUGAUCCAGAUUCUCAUCCGAGAGGGCCGCUGUGACGUGAACGUCCGCAACCGGCAGCUCCAGUCCGCACUGCACCUGGCGGUGCAGCAGGCCCACGUGGGCCUCGUGCCGCUGCUGGUGGACGCUGGCUGCAGCGUCAAUGCCGAGGAUGAGGAGGGGGACACGGCCUUGCACGUGGCACUGCAGCGUCACCAGCUGCUGCCCCUGGCGGCCGAUGGGGCCGGGGGGGACCCGGGGCCCUUGCAGCUGCUGUCCAGGCUACAGGCCUCCGGCCUCCCGGGCAGCGGGGAGCUGACGGUGGGCGCGGCGGUCGCGUGCUUCCUGGCGCUGGAGGGCGCCGACGUGAGCUACGCCAACCACCGCGGCCGGAGCCCCCUGGACCUGGCCGCCGAGGGCCGCGUGCUCAAGGCCCUGCAGGGCUGCGCGCAGCGCUUCCGGGAGCGGCACGCGGGCGGCAGCGGGGGCGCGGCCCCGGGCCCCAGGCUGGUGCUCGGCACCCCCAACACCGUGACGAACCUGCACGUGGCCGCGCCGUCGGGGCCCGAGGCCGCCGAGUGCCUGGUGUGCUCGGAGCUGGCGCUGCUGGUGUUGUUCUCGCCGUGCCAGCACCGCACGGUGUGCGAGGAGUGUGCGCGCAGGAUGAAGAAGUGCAUCAGGUGCCAGGUGGUCAUCGGCAAGAAGCUGCGCCCAGACGGCACGGAGGUGGCCGGCGCGCCCCCUGCGCCCGGCCCGCCGCGGCAGCUGGUGGAGGAGCUCCAGAGCCGCUACCGGCAGAUGGAAGAACGCAUCACCUGCCCCAUCUGCAUCGACAGCCACAUCCGCCUCGUGUUCCAGUGCGGCCACGGCGCGUGCGCGCCCUGCGGCGCCGCGCUCAGCGCCUGCCCCAUUUGCCGCCAGCCCAUCCGCGACCGCAUCCAGAUCUUCGUGUAGUCCGCGCCACCCCCACCCCCCCCCGCCCCCGCCCCCGCCCCGCGUCCCGGCCGCGCCCCGCCACGUUCCGGAGCCACGUCCCGCCAUCGCCUUCGCAAGCCCCCACCCCGUGUUUUAUAAAAAGAUUCUCGGA
Felis catus (domestic cat) is the source of this 3986-nucleotide messenger RNA. RefSeq names its product MIB E3 ubiquitin protein ligase 2 (gene MIB2). Gene Ontology annotation, biological process: protein ubiquitination. Gene Ontology annotation, cellular component: cytoplasm. NCBI's taxonomy places the organism in Eukaryota, Metazoa, Chordata, Mammalia, Carnivora, Felidae. The record is from RefSeq and is a predicted model, not a curated record. The transcript is spliced from 21 exons. Gene Ontology annotation, molecular function: protein binding; zinc ion binding; ubiquitin-protein transferase activity. The coding region runs from base 980 to 3853 and encodes 957 amino acids.